This is a messenger RNA of Capsicum annuum, 970 nucleotides long. RefSeq lists its product as uncharacterized. Lineage: Eukaryota; Viridiplantae; Streptophyta; Magnoliopsida; Solanales; Solanaceae. The transcript has 2 exons. The coding region runs from base 121 to 735 and encodes 204 amino acids. The record is from RefSeq and is a predicted model, not a curated record.
UUAUUUUAAAUUUACCAUCAAAACACGGGGACCAUUUAGGUUUAGAGGUGAAAGUCUGCUCAUAGAAUCAGGAAAAAACAAACUGAGAGAGAGAAAGUAGCAAACAGUGAGAAAAGUAACAUGAGUUCUCCAAGCAAGGAAGGUGAUGAUAGUUCCAAAAUUUCAGUUCAAGAUGAUCAGAUCCGGCGAGCUCAACUACAAAUGCAAUUUCGCGGUACGAGAAAAGUUGAUUUCCAGACAAUGGAAGCCUAUGUGAAUGAAUUGAAAUCCAUAGCCAAUUCUCUAGCAGAAAUAGACAGUCCUAUAUCAGAUCCAAACAUGGUGUUGCAGCUUCUUGCUGGUUUGCCUAGUGAAUACUUACCCCUCCAGACAACAAUAUCAUCAAGGUGUCCUCUCCCUGCUUUUGAAGAAGUUUGUUCCAUGGUGUACAUGCAACAAGCCUUAUUAUCGAAGGAUCACGGAGAGCAAAUUACAGGUGAUCCUGGUGUUGUUGAUGCAAAGCAAUCGUCUGCUUUUUGUACCUUAGAGAAGUUGGUUACUGCAGGGACUACUGUAGUUGCUGUAGUGGGUACAGUGAGUACUGUAGUUGCUGCAGCCACUACAUUGAGUGGUGCAGUGGGUGCAGUGGGUGCAGUGGGUGCAUCGAGAAUGAUUGUAGCUGGUGCAAUGACUGCUGUAGCUGGUGCGGUGGCUGGCUGGAAACUUUGGCAAGCAAAUAAGUACACAAAUUAUUAAUGAUUAGUAUUAACAUACCCGUUUCCUUUGUGUUUGCUGUUUAAGUAAUGAGUUCUAAUUGAUCUGGUUAUACAAAAGCUUGAAUUACUACUACUACUAUUUAAAGUUUGUCUUUGAUAUGUGUGAUACGCAGUAUGAUGUGAAUUAGUUGGAAGUUCUACAAAAACUUUCCUUGUGUUUUGUAAUACUAUUAGUUUUCCUUUUUAGUUUUUUAAUAGUAAUUCAUUUACCCAGA